Molecule: messenger RNA, 1279 nt
Organism: Cuscuta epithymum
Lineage: Eukaryota; Viridiplantae; Streptophyta; Magnoliopsida; Solanales; Convolvulaceae
Source: the annotation of a GenBank genome assembly
CCAUAACAUAAUCAAAACAAAUCGAACAAUCUGUGCUCUAAAUAAGGUGCCGGAAUUUCGCCGGCUUCGAAGCAAUUAGGGAGUGAGAGCUUUAGUUUCCACAUUAAUUAAAUGUUUCAUCGAUCCAACCAUUUCGAUCUUCCCAUAUAAAUACACGCUCUGAAGAAAACGAAAACUAAAUAAUGUUAUCUAGCUAAGAUAGAAAACAAGCUAAGCUAAAGCUAAUGGCUUCUCUUAAGUUGUGCAUUACUCUGUUUCUCCUCGCGACAGCAGUUUCUGCUACUUUUGCUGCUAGGAGUAUGCCGGCCGCCACCGAAAAUGAGAGUGGCUUCAACGACCAGAAGCACUUCGUCUCCUCUAGCGGAAUCGGGACCGGCGGUCUUCCCUACGGGGGCGUUGCCACAGGCGUGGGUGCCGGUGGUGAUUUUGGAGGUGGCGGCUCCGGGCUUGGUGGAGGCCUUGGUGGUGGCGGCUCCGGGCUUGGUGGAGGCCUUGGUGGUGGCGGCUCCGGGCUUGGUGGAGGCCUUAGCGGGCAUGGUGGAGGUCUUGGUGGUGGCUUUGGGCAUGACGGAGGUCAUGGGGGUGGCUUCGAGCAUGGCGGAGGCCUUGGUGGUGGCUCCGGGCAUGGCGGAGGCCUUGGUGGCGGCUUCGGGCAUGACGGAGGCCUUGGGGGUGGCUUCGGGCAUGGCGGAGGCCUUGGUGGUGGCUAUGGGCAUGACGGAGGCCUUGGUGGUGGCUUCGGUAAUGGCGGAGGCCUUGGUGGUGGCUCCGGGCUUGGUGGAGGAAUCGGUGGUGACUCUGGGCUUGGUGGAGGCCUUGGUGGUGGCUCCGGUCUUGGCGGAGGCCUUGGUGGUGGCUCCGGGCUUGGCGGAGGCCUUGGUGGUGGCUCCGGUCUUGGUGGAGGCCUUGGUGGUGGCUCCGGGCUUGGUGGAGGCCUUGGUGGUGGUUCUGGGCUUGGUGGAGAAAGUAGCUUGCCAACUCUGGGUGGAACUAGUGGCGCUCUUGGUAGCGGCGCUCUUGGUGGCGGCGUCGGCGAUGAAGCUGAUGACCUCUCACUUCCAUGAAGAACUCAUGACUUAAAUUAGUGCUCUAUUUAUUACUCUUUAUUACUAGUAUUUCACCAUGUGGUGUACGAGAUGCUCUACUUGAUUUACAAUUCAAAAAAAUGACAAUCAAAAUUACAAUUUGAUGACAUAUGUGAUCAUAAUAAAAAAUCUAUCUAUUAAAAUUACAAUUUUUUAUGAAAUGUUGUAAAUCACAUACUCCCUCCGUCCUGUUG